UACCAGCUCUGGUCACACGGUCACAAAUUUCGUAAACAUUAAAAAGUAGCAUCGCAGUAUAAUAGUAGGAUAAUGUCGCAAAUACAGUAGUAAAAAGAACAAGAAUGGAGGUGUUCCAGACCGAUUCGCACUAUAUCUUCGUGAAGCGGGACAAGAGUUUGUGGUGGCAUCGUAGGACGUCGGAGUUCUCGAUUAAAGCUGGAUGGGACCUCAGUUCUGUGGACGACAUCGAGUGCAUUGGUGUAACACAUGGCAUUGUGGGGGUGAUUUCGCUGUCCAAUGUCUAUGAGCCCCAUUUGAUUGUGAUCAAGGAGGCAUUGGCAGUGGGUGUGCUAUAUCCACCUCAUUUGGUGUACAAGAUCAAGUCCAUAUGCAUACUGAGUGGCGAGGAACCAGACACCGAUUUGCUGAUCUGCACCAAGCACGCCAAGAGCAGCCAGUGCACUCCCACCCACAGCGUCUCCUCCUCGAACAACAACGAUGCCAGCGUUCCGGUGAGCAGCGGUGGCUCCUCUAAGAGCACCAAGCUGUUCGAGGGUAUGAACAAGACGUGGGGUGCCGUGAAAAGUGCGGGUAACACUAUUAAGGCCACCACUCAGCAAGCUGCGAAUUUGGCCACUAAGCAAGUUAAGUCUUCAGUGGGGUUCAAGGAACCGAAGCACAUCGAACGGCGCAUUACCGAGGAGCUGCAUAAGAUAUUCGACGAGACGGAUAGCUUCUAUUUCAGCUUCGACUGCGAUAUAACCAACAAUUUGCAACGUCACGAGGCCAAAUUGGAGGAGAAUCAGUCGAAGCCGGAUGAACGAUUUUUCUGGAACAUGCACAUGAUACGGGAUUUGCUUAACUUGAAUGAUAAAACAUGGAUACUGCCCAUCAUUCAAGGAUUUAUGCAAGUUGAGAAUUGUGUAAUAGGCAACGAGUGCUUUACAUUGGCUUUAGUGUCGCGAAGAUCACGUCAUCGAGCGGGAACACGGUACAAGCGACGUGGCGUAGACGAGAAAGGAAAUUGUGCUAAUUACGUAGAGACAGAACAAAUACUCUCCUUCCGCCACCACCAGUUGUCCUUCACCCAAGUGCGUGGUUCCGUGCCGAUCUACUGGAGCCAGCCUGGAUACAAGUACCGACCCCCGCCCCGCCUUGAUCGUGGGGUGACCGAAACGCAACAGGCCUUUGAACUCCACUUUACCAAGGAGCUGGAGACCUACGGGCGCGUGUGCAUCGUCAAUCUGGUGGAGCAGAGCGGAAAGGAGAAGACCAUAGGAGAUGCCUAUGCUGAUCACGUUAUUAAGUUUAACAACGAGCUGAUGAUCUAUGUGACUUUCGAUUUUCACGAUUACUGCCGUGGCAUGCGCUUCGAGAAUGUUUCGGCCCUGAUCGAUGCAGUGGGACCUGAGGCAGGUGCAAUGGGUUUCCACUGGCGGGAUCAGCGGGGAAUGAUAUGCAACCAAAAGUCCGUGUUUCGGGUGAACUGCAUGGACUGCCUGGAUCGAACCAAUGUAGUGCAAACAGCUAUUGGAAAGGCGGUGCUUGAAUCUCAGCUAGUAAAACUAGGACUCUCGCCACCCUACACUCCCAUUCCGGAGCAACUGAAGUCACCUUUUAUGGUGCUAUGGGCCAACAAUGGGGACAUUAUAAGUCGACAGUAUGCGGGCACCAAUGCCUUAAAGGGAGACUAUACUCGUACAGGCGAACGCAAAAUAAGCGGCAUGAUGAAAGACGGCAUGAACUCGGCCAAUCGCUUUUUCAUACAAAACUUUGCCGACUCGUUUCGCCAAUGUAUCAUCGAUCUGAUGCAGGGCCAGUUGCUGCGGGCAGAAGAGCUGCAAGAGGACGAGGUGCUGGACACCAUUCUCCAAAUCCUCACUCCAGAGUCACGUGCCCCGCUUCGUGGCUAUUAUAAUCCUGGUGUGUUGGGCCCCGAGCUGCAGUUUCUUGAAACCAUCGUUGCAACCAGUUAUUACUUGGCGCGCUUUAAGGACUCUUAUCGCCAGGCCACCAUUGAUCUAAUGCUAGGCAACCAGGUCUCCUCGGAAUCACUAAAUGCUUUGGGCGGCCAAGCAGGCCCGGAUGAAAACGAUGGAACGGAAAAUGCGGAGCAUGCCAAGUUGCUGGUGGAAGAUUGUCGUCGCCUGUUGCUGGGAACGGCUCAGUAUCCCGUUGGAGCUUGGGGACUCAUUGAUGCUGAUCCAAGCUCUGGAGAUGCAAACGAGACGGAGGUCGAUUCCAUACUGCUGCUCGCGGACGACUGCUAUAUAGUGGCUGAAUACGACUCGCACCUGGAUAAGAUUUUCCGGUUUGAGAAGGUGCAACUGACGCAGGUGCAUCUCAUAGAGCUAGGCAUGCAUCAACAGACGAAAAUCUUCCAGGGAUCCGCUUCAGCGCACCUUUGUCUGCGUCUUAACUACAACGUGGAGGAGCAGGAGGGCUACUUUCACAUGUUCCGCUCGGCAAAUCUGAGAUUCUUUAACAACAUGGCUUAUGUGAUCAAGACGCAGGAGGAGCUAACUGAAUCCCUGACCUCCAUUGUCGAGAUGUUCCGCAUUGCCCUAGAUAAUGCUGGGAAUACAGACGUUCGCUACGUUACGGGUGGUGUUCUGCAGAGAAGGAAAAGCAAGCUGCCCUCUUUGGAUGUCCCCAGGGGCAUUCCUCGCAAUCUUUCUGAAUCUCAGCUGGUGCAGCUCAGCUCAAAAGCUCUUUCGAAUGUGGCGGGUCAGUUCUCGAAACUGGGCCAGACCUUUAAGAAGUCACCAAGCGCCACCCAACAGCAAGCGCAUCCCAGCAGCUUGGCAGCCACCAUAAACCCGCAAGUGAUGCGUCAGUCAGGAGGUAACGAAAUUGAGUGUGGUCAGGAGGCGGAAAAGGCAGUAUUUACUUUGGGUCUCAAGCAGCGAAAUUCAAACAGCGCCAGCAGCACCGAUACCGAUGAGCAUGACAACAGUUUGUACGAGCCCGAGGUCGACUCCGAUGUGGAGAUAGGGCUGGAUAAGUCCAACUACAACGAGAAUGCCUUUCUGCCGUCGGUGGGCAUUGUCAUGGGCAAUCAGAAAGAGAACUCACCCAGCUCCUCCGAUGAAAUUCGACAUUUGGAGCAAAAGAACAGCAUGUGUAAGACCGCUGAGGAUGUGCUAACCAUUUCCAUUACCUCCGUGACGGAUCACGUUGGUCUCCCCACGGGACUGCUGGAAAAUGCCCCGCCAAUUCGACCCAUCACGCCCAAUCCGCUGAUCUGUGUACAAGCUCAGGAAGCUUUUGACGACGGGGAGGAAGAGGUGAAGCCUCUGUCCAGUACGUCACCCAGAGAUCUUAGCCUUCCUGUGGGAUUGCCCACUCAGCCCGAAGCCAACAAAUUGAAGCAGCUUACCAGUCCGCUCUCAAAACUGGCAAGAAACAUUGGUCUAAACCUAGAUCCCCGCAAGAUAGCCACAAAGACCGUAGUCUCCACACCCACCUCUGUUUCCGUCGAGAACUCUCCGUCAGAACCUGGUCCAAACUCAAGGGAUCAUCUGCUGGAGCUGUGGAAAGCCGAGAACUGCAAAACCAAAUUGAUAGCCCUAUAAAUGGGUCAACAUGCAGCAAUACCAGAAGCUCCCCACUUUCGAAUUAAUUAGUGCAAGUGAUAUAUUUACUUAGAAAAACAAAACGGAACUAAUGGUUCUACCUCUUCUUCGAUGCACUAACAUUUAUGUCAUAUUUGGGAAAACAAAUUAAAGAAAGGUCAACGAUUUAGAGGUUCAUAUAAUGUAGAUAAUAUUUUUGAUGUAGUGUAAUGAGUUAAUACUUUAGGGGGUUACACACUGAAGAAUUUUCAAACAAUCGAUAUUAACUGUUUCCUUUAUAUGAGGUAAGGUAAAGCAAUCAGCCUGCUAUCAGCAAUUAGCAAUUUUCUCGAAUCAUGGUGUUUCAAAUCGACACGCACCCUAUGCCAAACGAAGGAAAACUGAUGUAUCGCCGUUUUAGAUUUAUUUAACUAAAAAAAUUUGGUUUUUACUUCAAUAUUAUUAAACAUAUAUCCAAUAUACCAACAAAUAAGGAAAUAACUGUAUACAGUGGCGUAACUCCCUAUGGUAACCAAAAAUAAGGUUCGACUUUUUCCACUGCAAGGUUGACUGGUUUUGGUACAAACUGGCUGAUAUAGAAUAUUUCAAGCACAACUGCACUUCAGAUUUUGAUCGCUUUAAUUGUAGGAAUUUGUUUAAUUUAUAAUGUAUGAUUUAUAAAGCUAAAAUGUGAUUUAAUAUUUUUGGCAGUUCGUUUCCUUUUAUUAAUUUACUACAAGAAAAUACCUAAAUUAUAAUAUAAAUUCAAAUUGAAUUAGAAUGGAAUACUCCUGACGACGUAAAACUAUUUGAUGAUUUACUUCAAAAAGGAAUAUCACCCUUUGUAUAUUAAAAUAAAUUAGCCUGCUCAUUUUAUAAAGUUAUAUCUUGUUGUUCUGUGCUAAUACAGAAGUUUAUUCUACUUUCUGCAAUCAGCUUCGACAGUUAUGCUUAGAAUUUAGUAGAUAUCGACUUACAGUUAUACGUAAGUCAUGUUUGAAAAUUAGAAAUUCCAUGAAAUGGAACAAGAAGUCAAGACAAACAAAUGAUUUGAAGACCGCCAAUUUUUUACACGUCACACUAACAAUAAAACGAUUUCACAUUUUGGUUAGAAAUUAAACCAAAUAAUAAAACAAGCGUAUUGGUUAACGAAUUGUGCAUGAGAAUUGAGAGGAUUUCAGAAAAGCCAACAAAUGAUCGACGAAUUAUACACAUACAUUUAGCAUAAGAAUUCCAUCAAUAAUACUCUGUAGUGUGUUUGUAAAUUGAUGAAUAUUUUAUGCUACGUCAUACAAUUAAAACUACGUAAGCGCCACCGAGUAUAUGAAAUAUAUGUGUUUAAAUGCUUAA
Messenger RNA from Drosophila rhopaloa, 4886 nucleotides. It is a transcript of the gene sp3, whose product is annotated as phosphatidylinositide phosphatase SAC2. The record is from RefSeq and is a predicted model, not a curated record. NCBI's taxonomy places the organism in Eukaryota, Metazoa, Arthropoda, Insecta, Diptera, Drosophilidae. The coding region runs from base 105 to 3557 and encodes 1150 amino acids. Gene Ontology annotation, molecular function: phosphatidylinositol-4-phosphate phosphatase activity. Gene Ontology annotation, cellular component: clathrin-coated endocytic vesicle; early endosome. Gene Ontology annotation, biological process: phosphatidylinositol dephosphorylation; regulation of endocytic recycling. The transcript is spliced from 12 exons.